AUGGGCAUCAUAAUGGCAGCACACGCAAUCGUCUCAAGGAAAGUACUGGACUACCCCAUCCGCAUACUCUCCGAUAGUCGGUCGGUAUUACAAGCCCUGCAAAGUUAUACUUUGACCUCAGGGCUAAUCUACGAAUGCCACAAAGCUCUAUCAGAGGUAUGUACCACCAAUAUCGUAACUCUGCAGUGGAUUAAAGGACACAGCAACUCGCGAGGUAACGAUGCAGCCGACAUAUUAGCAAGAGGAGGCUCGGAACUGAAGGUGGCAGGACCGGAGCCAAUCCUACCUCUGCCAUAUGCCUGGCUCCGGAACAUGCUGCGACACAACACCAAGGUAAAACACCAACAGUAUUGGACUAACCUAGGUACCUGCAGACAGGCGAAGGAAGCCCUCCCGACGAUCAACCCAGGUCUGUCACGGAGGCUGCGACUGCUGAAGAGGCCACAACUCCGGCUACUAACUGGAGCCAUAACUGGCCACGCCUCACUAAACAAACACUUACUAACCAUGCGUGUUACAGAUAGCCCCCUUUGCAGGGCAUGCAUGGAGGCAGAAGAGACAGCCGCCCACGUCAUCCUUGAAUGUCCAGGGGUGGCAGAAUACCGGGCACAAUACCUCGGUUCGCCGGGGCCUCUCCCAGAAGUCGUCGGCAACAUCAAGGGUCUGCUAGGCUUCUUGGAGGAGUUGGGUUGGCAGGAGUAGUGCCGGCAACCCAUC
Cydia strobilella is the source of this 717-nucleotide messenger RNA. RefSeq lists its product as uncharacterized. The transcript has 2 exons. Gene Ontology annotation, molecular function: RNA-DNA hybrid ribonuclease activity; nucleic acid binding. Lineage: Eukaryota; Metazoa; Arthropoda; Insecta; Lepidoptera; Tortricidae. The coding region runs from base 1 to 702 and encodes 233 amino acids. The record is from RefSeq and is a predicted model, not a curated record.